This is a messenger RNA of Malus domestica (apple), 390 nucleotides long. The record is from RefSeq and is a predicted model, not a curated record. NCBI's taxonomy places the organism in Eukaryota, Viridiplantae, Streptophyta, Magnoliopsida, Rosales, Rosaceae.
AUGGUGUACCCUGUUGGCCUUCAGAUCCGCUCUCACGACAACCGCCAGGUGGUGGCGUGCAAGAGCACUUGCUCUGCUUUCAACUCUCCGAGGUAUUGCUGCAUCGGCAGCUUCGGCAGCCCUCAGUCGUGCAAACCGACGGCGUACUCCAAGAUCUUCAAGGCGGCGUGCCCCAAGGCUUACUCAUACGCUUAUGACGACCCCACCAGCAUCGCCACCUGCACUCGCAGGAACUUCUUGUUGCAGUACAUGAUUCCUUCUACUCAUUCCUCUCAGCACACAUCACACAGACAGAAAGCAGAAACAAGAGAGGCCAAAAAUCCAAACUUAUUAACAAGAGGGGAUCACAUGCGGCCAAGAACACCGCAGCAAGUAAUCCUCAAAAGGUAA